Messenger RNA from Gigantopelta aegis, 6594 nucleotides. RefSeq names its product calcium-transporting ATPase sarcoplasmic/endoplasmic reticulum type-like. NCBI's taxonomy places the organism in Eukaryota, Metazoa, Mollusca, Gastropoda, Neomphalida, Peltospiridae. Gene Ontology annotation, molecular function: ATP binding; P-type calcium transporter activity; ATP hydrolysis activity. Gene Ontology annotation, biological process: calcium ion transmembrane transport; intracellular calcium ion homeostasis. The transcript is spliced from 26 exons. The record is from RefSeq and is a predicted model, not a curated record. Gene Ontology annotation, cellular component: membrane. The coding region runs from base 332 to 3400 and encodes 1022 amino acids.
CUAUUUCAGUCGUAUUUGACGUAGAAUUAGUUGUGUACGAGCUGUGCUAUCUUAAUUUUCUUGGUUAUUUACAUCAAAUGUUCAGUUAGUUUCUACUGCAGAAUGUGAUACUCUUUCCCCCCUAUUUCAGUGGAGCUUAUUAUUUUUACGUGUUCGCAAAGCAAAAAGCACGGCAGAACUUUUCACGGGAGUGGGGGAUUCAAGCUUGAAAUUAAGUAUUUCUGGCUUGAAUUUUCGUUUUUGAUUAACAUCAGGGAUUAGUGACUGCAGUGGAUUUAUUUAAACCCAAUAUAUGAUUCGGAGGUGACACCAAAAGGAAUUUUACUUUUCAAUGGAUCAAGCACACAUUAAACCCGUGGAAGAAAUCCUCGCUCACUUUAGCGUGGAUGAAAAUGUUGGACUUACAGAUGAUCAAAUUAAAAAAUCAUUAGAUAAGUAUGGACCAAAUGAAUUGCCAGCGGAAGAGGGAAAACCAUUGUGGGAACUUAUACUUGAACAAUUUGAUGACCUCUUAGUGAAAAUUCUACUGUUAGCAGCUGUAAUAUCUUUUGUAUUAGCUUGGUUUGAAGAAUCUGAAGAACAAGUCACAGCUUUUGUAGAACCUUUUGUUAUUUUAACUAUUUUGAUAUGCAAUGCUGUUGUGGGAGUGUGGCAGGAGCGAAAUGCCGAGAGUGCAAUUGAGGCUUUAAAAGAAUAUGAGCCUGAAGUUGCGAAAGUAAUCCGCCAAAACCACAGAGGUAUUCAACGGAUAAAAGCCCGGAACUUGGUCCCUGGUGACAUUGUUGAAGUGUCGGUUGGUGACAAAGUACCUGCAGAUAUCCGAGUUGCUGCAAUCCAUUCCACAACCCUCAGAGUAGAUCAAUCAAUUUUAACAGGAGAGAGUAUCAGCGUACUAAAACACCCAGAUCCUAUUCCUGAUCCACGAGCAGUCAAUCAAGACAAGAAAAAUAUUCUUUUCUCGGGAACUAACAUUGCUGCAGGAAAAUGUCGCGGUAUUGUCAUAGGCACAGGAUUGAGCACAGAAAUUGGAAAGAUCCGAAACGAAAUGAUGGACACCGAAACAGAGAAGACACCACUGCAGCAGAAGUUGGAUGAAUUCAGUAACCAGCUCUCCAAGGUGAUCACCAUCAUCUGUGUGGCUGUGUGGGCCAUCAACAUCGGCCACUUCAACGACCCCGCUCACGGAGGUUCCUGGAUCAAGGGAGCCAUUUACUACUUCAAGAUUGCCGUGGCACUGGCUGUCGCUGCCAUACCUGAAGGUUUGCCGGCCGUCAUCACAACAUGUCUGGCUCUUGGUACAAGGAGAAUGGCCAAGAAGAAUGCUAUCGUGAGGAGUCUCCCCUCAGUAGAAACACUGGGGUGUACUUCAGUUAUCUGUUCAGACAAAACAGGAACUCUAACAACCAAUCAAAUGUCUGUAUGCAAAAUGUUUUUAUUCAGCAAGAUUGAUGGUAAUGACCUAAAGACAAACCAGUUUGAAAUCACUGGAUCAACUUACGCACCUGAGGGAGAAGUCUACCUGGACCAAAAGAAAAUAAAGACUGCCGACUACCCAGGUCUUGAAGAACUGGCGACAAUUUGCUCCAUGUGUAACGACUCCAGUGUGGAUUUCAACGAUACCAAGGAUUGCUAUGAGAAGGUUGGAGAAGCCACUGAAACUGCCCUGAGUGUUCUGGUGGAGAAGAUGAACCCGUACAACACGGACAAGACCGCUCUAAACAAACGUGAGCUGGGUACGGCCUGCGUGCACGUCAUUCAGCAGAUGUGGAAGAAGGAGUUCACACUGGAAUUCUCCCGUGACAGGAAGUCUAUGAGUGUGUACUGUGUCCCCAACAAACCCACCCGAACGCCAGGCGGAGCUCGCAUGUUCUGCAAGGGAGCAUCAGAAGGACUGCUGGACCGCUGCACGCACGUUCGUGUCGGUGCAAACAAAGUGCCCAUGUCUCCAGCCAUCAAGAAUGAGAUCAUGAAAUACACCAAGAUCUACGGAACAGGCCGAGACACUCUGCGUUGUUUGGCUCUGGCGACCAUCGACAACCCUCCAAAACGUGAAGACAUGGAUCUGGAAGACUCAAGGAAGUUCAUCCAGUAUGAAACCAACAUGACAUUUGUUGGUGUCGUUGGUAUGUUGGAUCCCCCUCGUGAGGAGGUCAAGACAUCCAUCGUGGACUGUCGCAAUGCUGGAAUUCGUGUCAUUGUUAUCACUGGUGACAACAAGGCUACUGCUGAGGCAAUCUGUCGGAGAAUUGGCAUCUUCAAGGAGAACGAGAACACCGAAGGUCUGUCGUACACUGGACGAGAGUUUGACGACCUGGGACCUGAGGAACAGCGCUCGGCAUGCAUGAGAGCACGCCUUUUCGCACGGGUCGAGCCUGCACACAAGAGUAAGAUUAUCGAGUUCUUGCAGGCUGAGGGUGAAAUAUCUGCCAUGACUGGUGAUGGUGUGAAUGAUGCCCCUGCUCUGAAGAAGGCUGAAAUUGGUAUUGCCAUGGGUUCUGGAACAGCUGUUGCAAAGUCUGCUGCAGAGAUGAUAUUGGCAGAUGAUAACUUUUCUACAAUUGUUGCUGCUGUGGAAGAAGGCCGUGCCAUUUACAACAACAUGAAACAGUUCAUCAGAUACCUUAUUUCGUCCAACAUUGGUGAAGUGGUGUGCAUCUUCUUGACAGCGGCUCUUGGUAUCCCCGAAGCUCUGAUUCCCGUACAACUCCUGUGGGUGAACCUUGUCACUGACGGUUUCCCUGCCACAGCCCUCGGAUUCAACCCUCCCGACCUUGACAUCAUGAAGAGACCUCCAAGGAAUCCCAAAGAGGGCCUCAUCACCGGAUGGCUCUUCUUCAGAUACAUGGCUAUUGGAAUCUACGUUGGUUGUGCAACUGUUGGUGCUGCUGCCUGGUGGUUUAUGCUGUACGACAAGGGCCCCAAACUGAACUACUACCAGUUGACUCACCACAUGCAGUGUCCUGCUGAGCCGAAGAUGUUCCCCGGAGUGAACUGUGGUAUAUUUAACGACCCCCACCCUAUGACUAUGGCUCUAUCCGUGCUAGUCACAAUAGAGAUGCUCAAUGCUCUCAACAGCUUGAGUGAGAACCAGUCACUGUUGGUGAUGCCUCCAUGGUCGAACUGGUGGCUGAUGGGCGCCAUCGGUCUGUCCAUGACCCUCCACUUCGCAAUCCUCUACAUUGAUGUCAUGUCUGUGAUAUUCCAAAUCACACCACUUGGUGUUGAGGAAUGGUUGGCGGUCUUCAAGAUAUCAAUACCCGUUAUCAUACUUGAUGAGACACUCAAGUUUGUGGCUCGCAAGUUUGCAGAUGGUAAAUUAAAAGAUGUUCUAUUUGAAGCUCACUGGAUGGUGCUUGUAUGGGUUGUGUACAUUGGAGUGUGCUACAAAAGCCUAGUAUGAUACGUAGCCGAGUAGCUCUGUGAUAUCACUGUCAGUCAUGCUCUCGCCUGUUUCUGCUCGCUCGCCCGCCCGCUCACCCACUCUCCCACUUACACUCAGGAGAUGGUUCCUUCUGUUGCACCUAAUUCUAACUGUGGUGACAAGUCCUACUCACAACUGGAAUUCUAUCUCUCUUUUUUUUUCUUUUUUUUAAUCUUAUGCUUAAAAUAUAGCAGUUUGCUUUACACUGGCAUCUGCUGAUGGGUAGUCAGAAGGAGUGUGCACACCAACAAAAGGUUACAGGUGUUGAAACAAAGCAAUUUUUGUGUGAUUUAAAAAAAAAAAAAAAAAAAAUAGUGUAUGUUAUAACUGCAAGAGCCGUAUUUAGUUUUAACAAAUCAAACUUCCUGGAGUGUUUUAUAUUUUUAUGAUGUACAUAGUUUUGAUGUCCUUUUUGCAUAUUGCGUGUUUUUGCAUUACAUUUGUUUGAAACCACCUACAUUAUUAGUUUCCAUUGGUCAUAAUUUAUCAGACAUAGGUUGUAAAAGAGACGUGAUUUCUGUAAAAAAAAAAUUUCAUUCAUCAGCAUACGUUAGUUUCCUUGGGUUUUGUACAGUAAUGCUUUAGAAAAGCUGGGUGAAUCGUCUGUGAAUAUAUAAAGCAGUCACAUAGUGUCUGUCUCACUGAUGCGCAGUCAUGAUUCAGUGUUACAGUUCGCCAAGUCAGUAAUUUACCCAUUAAAACUAUGGUUUACGUUAAUUAAUACUGUAAAAAAUUUAGUUACUACUAAACAUGGUAACAUAACCAAUGACGUUUUAAAAAUAUUUACAAAAAAUGUACACUAAAAUUCUUUGUCUACAAAAUCAUUACUAUCAAACAUUUUAUCAUUGUUACAUUUUCAUAACUGAUUUCCCUUAGUUGGACGGUUUCCAGAUGUAAAGAUUACCAGUAUAUGUAAUCUUUUGUCUUGUUUUAAAAUAGAGACGUAUAGUAUUAAAUACUGCUUGAAAAAAAGAUUACAUUAUUACAGGCCAGUUUUUUCUGAUUCUUUACUGUUACUUUGUAAAUAAAUAAAAAUUACAAUUGAAUAAAAUGUCGGCAAAAUGGGGGUUUUAGAUUUAUUUUUAGUUGAAACUUUGGAAUAAACUUUUUUUAUUUAGUUCAUCAUUUAAACUUGACUUUAGGGAAUAAAUUUUAAACUGCAAGUACGAUUGCACUAGAUUUUUUUUUUUUUUUUAAAUUUAAAAAUAAAGUAUGAUUGUGUGUUUUGUCUGUGCCAGUCUCCGUGUUACUGAGUGUUUGGUGGGGACUCUAAAUUAUACAUUUAAUCUUCCUCCUCUAUGUUGUCAAAAGGAAAAGGGGUUAUUGGAGAUGGGGCUUUUCAACUAAAAGUGUAUUGUUAACAAGUUUUGUUCGUGUGGUAUUGUAAUCUUCGUAUUUCGUGAUUAUUAAAAUAAUAAACCAAAUAAGCAGAAAAAAUGUUGGUUUCAUUUAAUGUAAGGAAUAGGCCUACCUAAUCGUUCAAGUUAAAUAUUAGUUUUGCACUCUUGUUUGACUGUUGUAAUUUUGUUGGUGUUAUUUAUGAAUUUAGCCUAGAACAAUAAUACUUACAGAAUAUAAUAUAUUGUGCAUAUUUUAUUGACCAUGGUUGUUUUUAAUGUUUAUUUUAACUAGUACUCAGGAAGUUUGGGCAUUGUUUAGAUUUUUCAGUAAUGAAAUUAAUUUAAGAAUUGAACCUUAUUAUUUUUUAUAUUCGUGGAAGUUGGAUCUGCAGAAAUGCUUUGCACAAUUUGUGAAUGACUGGUAUAUUGGUGCUAAGCCAUUCAUUGUAAAGGCUGUGUAGGAGUUGUGCAGUUCAUAUUUCCAGGAACUUAAAAAAUUAUCAACUUCAAUUCUUAGGAUUUGAAGUGUAUAAUAGUAUGACAUCAUAUUGCAACAAGGUAUGUCGUUGCCCCAUUUUUUUUUUUUUUUUUUAUUAUUAUUUUUUAAUUGUACUAAUCUUUCACUAUUAACAAAGGAAAGCUAUGAAUAUGAUCCACUUUGUUCCCUUCUUUUUGAUAGUUGCAGGACAAAUCAAAUCGGCCAUUUUAACCAUACUAUAGUGAGAUGAAAUCUUUAAUUUUGGAUGGGAUGGGAGUUCUUUUGUUGACCAGUCAUUUUGCUGCUGAUGUUUUCUUGGGAAUUUCGAUUUGUAAGCAUUGGUGAAAGCAAUGAAAAUUUUAUUAUGUUAUAAGUAUGUGUUUUCUUCUCUUCUUUUUUUAAACUUUUUUUUUUAAAACAUUUUUUUCUUUUUAAAAAAAAAUAAAGUAAAAUGAUAUGUAGGAUAAUCCAAACAUCAAAAAUGAAGAGCGCAUUUGCAACUUGUAAUUAUAUUAAAUUUAGCCAUUAAGUCUCGAGUGAAAUUGUCUUGGGGUCAAGUUUAAAAUAAGACUUAUUUUUUGUUAGAAAGACUUAUUUUUGGGGUUAAACACUAUUUAUCUCUGUAAAAUAAUGGGAGUACUGUUACUGUUAAUGGCAGUUAAUAUUUUUUUUAAGACCAUGCAUCAUGUUUUUGUAUGGGUAAUUGCUCAAACUUCAGUGUCUGAAGUGUUAUGAAUAUUUAUUUGUAAAUAUUUUACUAACAAAUUAGGACAUUUUUAAAGCGUAUCUGGCAUUCAGUUUUAAGAGAUUAAUGUAGUUUUGUUGCAAUGAUUUUUUUCUCUUGUUUUUUCUUCUUUUUAAAAAAAUCAAAAUGUCACCAAAACAAAUCUUUUUAUUCUUGGUACUUGAUAACCUUCAACAUUUGAAAAAUAAUCCUAAGAAUAAUACUAUAUUCUUACACUAAUUGUAGAUACUUACUAAAACUUUUCUGUGCAUAAAAUAUAUAAAAUUUUCAAAAUUGAACUAACUUGUUUCAGCAUUGGCAGUUCCCAACAGAUUAAUAGAUUAUUUUUUAAAAUAGGAAAUCUGUUUUGUGUUGUCUUUAAAAUGUAUUAUAUAUUUAUGGUUGCAUUAAAAGAUUACAACUGUACUAGCAUCUAAUUGAUUUUUUAUAUGCUAAUAUUACAAUAAUCAUCUGUUAGGCAGCAAAUAAUUAUGUUCACAGAAAACCUUUUGUAAUAGACGUUUUUGGUGAUUCUAUUGUCCUGUUCAAUAAAUUAUCAUUCUUUGGUAUCAUACUAGAGCAUGUUAUCGACUUGUAUGGAACAUUGUACAGAAAUAAAGAAUUCUUUUGA